GUUGUCUCUUGUCAAAAUCAUCAUCUGAUUAAUUUCACGCUCGAUUUAUUAUUACUUGUAUCGUGUUAUUGUGACACACUGUGCUUUUAACGCUGAGUUUAAUUAUGGAGCAUUAUUGACAGUGAAUGAGAAGUUUGAUUAAUUUAUAUAAUGUGGAGUGAUCUAGUAUAUCUAUAGUAAAUGCAAAUAAUUAGUAAAAUGUUAUUGACUCACUCGAGUUGACUGAGGCCCACGUGGAUGUUAUAAGUGAUUAAAAUAAGUCUAAGUGAAUUAAUUGAACAAUUGGAAUUCACAAAUAAUUGCUGAGUAAAUCGAUGAGCCCUUAUUACUCGGGUUAUCUUUUACGAGAAUCCUAGGGUCACCAGAACGACUCGGACAACAGCAAAAAUGGCAGAUCGACCGAGAAGAAAUCGAUACCUCAGCAUCAGUAUACUUCAUGUUAUCACAAUGAUGUGUCAAGCAUUGUCAGAGGGUCCCAUGUUUGCUGAACCCAUUCCAAAUGUGACUGUUGCUGUUGGUAGGGACGCAAGUUUACCUUGUGUUAUCAACAACCUAGGUACUUUCAAGGUGGCGUGGUUACAUGUUGGUCGCCAAAUGCUUCUUACUAUUCACACACACGUAGUAGUAAAAAUCCCGAGGUUCUCAGUUUCAUAUGACAAACAAAAAACCUGGUUUUUGCGAAUACAAAAUGUUCAGCAAAAUGAUCGAGGCUACUACAUGUGUCAAGUUAACACUGUACCUAUGAUAAGUCAAGUUGGAUACUUACAAGUUGUUGUACCACCGAACAUUGUGGACUCCAUGUCAUCGGAGAGUACAGUUGCGGUGAAGGAGCAUCAAAAUAUUACAUUGACAUGUAAAGCCGAAGGUUAUCCUGAGCCAACAAUGAUGUGGCGACGCGAGGACGGACAAUCUAUUCCAAUCGAUCGGAGAUCAAAAGUGGAAAAAUAUGUUGGAGAUCAAUUAAAUUUAACUAAAAUAACUCGUACAGAAAUGGGAGCAUAUUAUUGCAUUGCGACUAACGGAGUCCCGCCAACAGUCAGCAAAAGAAUAAUCGUUGAUGUCGAAUUUUCACCAACGAUAUUCGUGCCAAAUCAGCUGAUGGGAGCACCAGCUGGAAAGAACGUAACCCUUGAGUGCAACAUUGAAGCACAUCCACGAGCGAUAAGCUACUGGAACUUCAACAACUCUAUGGUACUAAGCAACGAAAAGUAUACCAGCACGAUAAUGGAGAGCAGCUACAGAACUAACAUGCAGCUGACCAUACGAAAUCUACAGCUCAGUGAUUUCGGUAACUACAGAUGUAUCAGCAAAAAUUCACUCGGCGAGACUGAAGGAUCUAUUAGACUAUACGAAAUGGUCCAACCAUCAGCACCACCGACUGCUACAGAGAUAAAAAGUAGCGCAAACAAAGAGGGCAAGCAACAGAGCACCCCGACGCCACCAAGAAGACCAACGACAAUAUGGCCGGCUGUUUACAACCCUUAUCACCCGAAAAGGACAGAACGACCGCCGACGAGCCACAAAGAAGCUGAAACACGCGAAAGAAAACUUCAUGGAGCCAGCACAGGAAGUGCUUAUAUCAUCCGAUGGAGCGCACCCCAGUUGAUGGUCGUGGCAGUCCAGUAUAUCCUGACUGGACCCUACAUGCCGCCUUACGUGCCUCAGCACGUUAAUUAACCACCAUUAAUCAUCUCUCUCAUCUUUAUGCAAUAUCGCUACUCACAACACACAGUGGCACAAAUUUAAAACGAGUGAUAUUUUACUAAGUGAU
This is a messenger RNA of Microplitis demolitor, 1771 nucleotides long. RefSeq names its product lachesin. Gene Ontology annotation, cellular component: neuron projection. NCBI's taxonomy places the organism in Eukaryota, Metazoa, Arthropoda, Insecta, Hymenoptera, Braconidae. The record is from RefSeq and is a predicted model, not a curated record. The transcript is spliced from 11 exons. The coding region runs from base 388 to 1677 and encodes 429 amino acids.